Molecule: messenger RNA, 585 nt
Organism: Rhinichthys klamathensis goyatoka
Lineage: Eukaryota; Metazoa; Chordata; Actinopteri; Cypriniformes; Leuciscidae
Product: proline-rich protein 2-like
Exons: 2
Coding region: 1-585 (194 amino acids)
Source: RefSeq, a predicted model, not a curated record
AUGUCCGCAGCACCUGGGCCCCCGGACCCCAACAGCUCCCAGGCCCCCAAGCAGGACCCGGGCACCAAGCAGAAGCAGAAGCAGGACCCCACACAGCCCCAACAGCUCCCGGGCCCCAUGCAGAAGCAGAAGCAGGACCCCACACAGCCCCAGCAGCUCCCGGGCCCCCAACACCCGGGCCCCAAGCAGCACCCGGGCCCCAAGCAGCACCCGGGCCCCAAGCAGCACCCGGGCCCCAAGCAGCACCCGGGCCCCAAGCAGCACCCGGGCCCCAAGCAGCUCCCGGGCCCCACACAGCUCCCGGGCCCCACACAGCUCCCGGGCCCCCAAGCAGCUCCCGGGCCCCAAGCAGAAGCAGGGCCCCACACAGCUCCCGGGCCCCACACAGCUCCCGGGCCCCCAAGCAGGACCCGGGCCCCCAACAGCUCCCGGGCCCCCAAGCAGGACCCAGGCCCCCAACAGCUCCCGGGCCCCCAAGCAGGACCCGGGCCCCCAACCGCUCCUGGACCCCAAGCAGGACCCGGGCCCCCAACCGCUCCUGGACCCCAAGCAGGACCCGGGCCCCCAACCGCUCCAGGACCCUAG